Messenger RNA from Malus domestica (apple), 1727 nucleotides. RefSeq lists its product as uncharacterized. The record is from RefSeq and is a predicted model, not a curated record. Lineage: Eukaryota; Viridiplantae; Streptophyta; Magnoliopsida; Rosales; Rosaceae.
UUGAGCGCCACUGAUGAAAUUCAAAAGGAGAGAGUGACAGAGACAGAGAGCGGAAGAGAGAUGCCGAGGAACGAAGAGAAAGGGAGGUCAGCGAGGACAGCGCUGAGGGAGAUAUCGAACAACAAUGGCGGCAGAUGCGGCGGCGGAGUAAGGUUCUCUAAAUUCUCCGCCACCGCCAAGAAGAAGGAAAAGGAAGGGCACAAGCUUAGGGUCGAAGAACAUGAUAAAGAAGAAAAGGACCACCAAAACGACGACGCUCUCGAUCGGCUCCUGCUCGUUCAGUCCGAUCUCUCCGCCCUAACUCACCAGAUUGAUGAAUUGGUUGUGCAAGCAUUUAAAUGCCGAGGAAAAGCAACAAAAGAAGUCGAAUCGUUCGUGAAUUUCUUGUCCGAAAUGCUUUCGUCUUUGAAGCCAUGGGUGCCCAGGUUUCAGAAGGCACUCUCCGAUCCAACGGAGUAUGCUGCAGAUGAAGUCGAAAGGGUAGAGAUUGAGAGUCCACAAGACUCCUUAAUCUCUCCUUCCCCCCUUGUGUCCUGGCGCGCGGAGUGCACUAUUGAAAGAGGGAGACAUCUGUUUAAGCUAACCCCUCUUCCCAUUUCAAAGUCUCUGUCAUCCAGACCCCCGGUCCCUUCUAGGUCAUCAGUCUUUGAGAGAAUUACUUCAUGUACCGUCGAUAGGAUACCCAAGUUCAAGGCCAAUUUCGGAGAUGCAACUGAUAAUUCGCUUGACCUCAUGGAAACAAAGUCAACUCCAAGUAAGCCUUCUGAUUCGGUUGCUACUGAAGAAGGAAGCAGCCUUGAGCCUGAGUUUGUUUCUCCUCCGCCAAUGUUUCCGAAACAUGGGGGAUCCAUGGUUGUGAAUGUGAUGACUCCAUGCCUAAAAAUGUCUCCUCCUAAAUCAUGUGUUGUGCUUGAACCCAUUUCGGAGUCUUCUCCCAAGGGUCAUCAUGCGGUUCAUAAGUCCACCCCUUUUCCUGUUGGAUUCACAUAUUCCAGUGAUUCCUCUGGCAACGAAGCUUCUGGGGAUCUCGCUUUCCGUUAUCCGGAGCUGUUGGCGCUACAACUGCCGUUCCAAUCAGGAAUUAGAAAGAACCAUGUUGAAUCAUCACCAGAAUGGUGCAUAUCGCCUCCUAAAACUUGUGUUUUACUUGAUCCCCAUGAUGAAAAGUCUCCGGGCAGCGCUGCUACUGAUUUACAAUUGCCAAUUACCGGGCGUCUUCUAGAUAAGCAAAUUAAUUUGUCUGUAUCAAAAGAGAAUGGUUGUCAAGGAGGCACUCACCCAAUCAAGACAUCUUGUCUUCAAGAGACUGCAGGUGGCAGAUUUUCGCUGAUAGAAAGCACUCCCAUCUGGAAAGAAGCUGAAAGCGUUGUUCGAACGGGCAAACAUCCUGGUGAGAAUACUUUAAAGAGGGAGCUAUGGACAAAGUUUGAAGCAGCUUCUUUGAAUGGGGUUCGAUUUAACGACACUGUAACUCACAAGGGAUUUCUUGACCGAUUGGAUGAGGUUGUCGAUGGAGAUUAGCAGUUGGCUUUUGGUUGCAUAGUUUCAUGAUCUUUUGAAAAUUAUGAUUUGCUUGUACAAGGUGGUUCGUAUCUAUCUUAUAGAAGCACAAGGAGCUUGUUACAUGUAAUUUUGUAUCCCCACAGUAUCUCGAACCACCAGCAAGGACAUGUAAUUUUGCAGACUUCAUGGUUUAAAAAUUAGAAAUUCAUCGUUGUUGUAAGCCC